AACUGAUAAUGUGGUGAAGAGCAAGAGGAGCUUAUGGGUAAGAGAGCUGUUACUCAUCCACCUUUUAGUCUGGAUCAUACAAAUUAGCAGCUGACUCCUGCUAGUAAAUUGAAGCCGUUUAUGUGCAUGUAAUUCCAAUUCUCUUUUUACAGAAAAAAAAAGUAGCCUUUGUUACUGACAGCCUAGUAAUUUAAAAAGUAAUUUUAUAGCAAAAACAGCUCUGAGAUCAAGGUGCCUGUUCUAGGUGAAGUGGAUGCUUUCAUUAUCAGCUAGACAGCUGUGUAAAUGUGAAACAUGUAUUGGGAGUGCAUCUCUUGCCUCUUGUGAAAGAAUGGGGAGACUCAAGGAUUUUUUAGAUUAAUAGAUUCGUGUCCGUCUGAAAAGCCAAGUAACAAGAUGCAUUUUAACAUACUGUUAAACUCUGCCUUGUGUUUAGGCUAUCUGAGAGUUUAUGAUGACAUUGAGAUACUUCCUUGGAAGAAGUACUGUCUGCUCUGUUCCAAAGCUCUGUGAUCUAUGGCACCAUAUUCUUAUUUUUUACAAAUCAGUGAAUUAAGUGGGUGUCCAAACACAAUGUCUUGGUGUACAUCGGUGUUCUGGUCUUGGUCAGCUCUUUAAUGCACCAUUGCAUGGCUGCUUCUGCUGGGCACUGAAACAAGAGUAACUGUUUAUUCCCGGUUCUUAUCUGGCUAUUCCCAGUCCUUUUCAGGUAGUUCGCCUUGGUUCUCCAGUUUCUCCUGGAUAUCCUGCAAUUGUCAUGCUAAUCAUGAUUUCGAACCUACCACCUUCUGUCUAGAUUUAUCAUCAUGCAACAUGGUUAUAUUCUUGUGUUGUUUUGGGGGUUUUUUUCCUUCUGGGCUGGCAGAAAUGAUAAACUUGCAUUUGAAAUACUAAUUGCCUCCACUCUGAAUUCAUGUGCAUUAAUUUAGACAUUAAAUUAAAUGGCUGGCCAGGACAGGUGGUAGGUAAUUUGUAAUGGUGUUUCUUUUGUUUAUUUUGGAUUUCUUUCUUUUAUUUCAAAAACGUGAGGACUUCUGAAGUGAUGCCACAAUGUGCAAGUUUGGUAUAUUUUCAUGGCUUUUGCAUGUACCUUCCAAUAAUGAUCACUAACUUGAUAUUUGGUUGGAUCAAUUCUCCAUAUCGUGUCAUAUUUUGUCACCUCCUACAUUAGCCUUGCUUCAGUAUUUUUAAAAUGGUUCUGUCUUCCAUUACAAGUUCGUCUGCAAAGGUUUUUUGAGUUAUUUUAAUUAACAAGAGUCUUUAAAAACAAUUCCCUUUGAAUGUUUCUUCAUCUCUUUAAUAUUUACUUGCCUCUCUCAGAUUACAGACACUGCGUGAGUUUUACACUCAACCUCGCGGCUGCGGCGAGUCCAGCCGCCGCCAUUAGCGGGGCCGCGCCGCGCCCGGGGAACUACAGCUCCCGGCGGCCCCUGCGCCGCCGCGCGCAGACAAGAUGGCGGCCGCCACGGGGCGUGCGGCGGGAGCGGUGCCGGCGGGAUACACGGGUGAGGGGCAGCGCGGGGCACCGGGAGCGGCGCCAGCGGGAUACACGGGUGAGGGGCAGCGCGGGGCACCGGGAGCGGCGCCGGCGGGAUACACGGGUGAGGGGCAGCGCGGGGCACCGGGAGCGGCGCCGGCGGGAUACGCGGGACUCUUUGUCUAGGCUGUUCUCCCGCUGCGGGCAUGUGCAGUCUGUGGACAUCUGUGACAAGCCAGGGCCAGGAGAGAAAAAAGAUAAACUGGCAUCGAAAUUCUUUGACCACAAAACUCUAAAGGGAUUUCAAGUAGCAUAUGUGGUGUUCAGGAAACCAGCAGCUGUCCAGGCAGCCAAGGCUCUAUCACAGGAAGGUCCCUUGCUAAUAUCAACAGAGAGCCACCCUGUGAAAACCGGCAUUAGCAAGUGGAUCGCCAGCUAUGAGGCCUCCAUCGUGGAUCCAAAGGAGCUGAAGGCUGAGGUGGAUGCCUACAUGCAAGACUAUGAUAAAAAGGUGGCAGAGGAAGAAGCCAAAGCAGCCAUGGAGGAGGGUGUUCCGGAUGAGGAGGGCUGGGUGAAGGUGACGCGGAAGGGCCGGAAGCCUGGCCUGCCCCGGACAGAGGCUGCCAACCUGCGUGUGCUGGAGAAGGAGAAACAGAAAAGAGCCCGCAAAGAACUGCUCAACUUCUAUGCCUGGCAGCAUCGCGAGACCAAGAGAGAGCACAUUGCCCAGUUGAGGAAGAAAUUUGAGGAGGACAAGCAGAGGAUUGCACUGAUGCGAGCCCAGCGCAAGUUUCGGCCAUACUAGGUUGUGCUGAGCUGUUCUUCUUCAGGUGCCUGUGUUGGAGAGAGUAGGAGAGAUGCCUACUGACUCCAUUUGUCAAAGGAUUUUGAGGAAUUAAGGCAGCUUUGGGUUGCCUCUGCCUUUGGAUCUGAAACGGGAGGUCCCAGCAACUGCUGCUGGAGGAGAGUUCCCUUUACUUGCACCAGUAUCUUCCUGCUCUUUUGUCAUUCAGCCCCAUGGCACCACUUCUCAGGGUGCUCAGGUCAAGGGGCUGAGGCAUAUCCUGUGACAACCUGUAUCUCCCUGCCACCCAAAACUACACCUCCUAAAAGUUGGUGAAAACUGGGAUUGAUCUAGCACAGCCCCUGCAGGGGCAGGGAAUGGCUGAAGAACUGUAAAUAAACUGUUGCUACUGUUUUCAGAA
Messenger RNA from Agelaius phoeniceus (red-winged blackbird), 2682 nucleotides. NCBI's taxonomy places the organism in Eukaryota, Metazoa, Chordata, Aves, Passeriformes, Icteridae. The record is from RefSeq and is a predicted model, not a curated record.